This is a messenger RNA of Emericellopsis atlantica, 2812 nucleotides long. RefSeq lists its product as uncharacterized. NCBI's taxonomy places the organism in Eukaryota, Fungi, Ascomycota, Sordariomycetes, Hypocreales, Bionectriaceae. The transcript has 2 exons. The record is from RefSeq and is a predicted model, not a curated record. Bases 229 to 2610 code for a protein of 793 amino acids.
GAAGCAAGUACGGACAAUUAGAGGAGUGUAUGCUUUGAUGUGCGUCUUUGUGCCUCGUCACUGCGUCCGUCCGUACAGCCGCCCGGACGCCUCUAUGUACGUACGCAUCCCGAAGCAGACGGUCGCAUUAGAGUGUUGGGACACGGCAAGGACUGGAUCCCUCGUGAAGUAUCUGUUCUCGAUCUUCACUAGGUCAAGGGUCCAUGACUCCAUCAGCAUACAGACGAUAUGGCUUCGCUGCUGCCCUCGUACGCAGAGGCGACGACACGCCCCGACUGGGUGCCCGUGAUCGCACCGUACGUCGACUUCCCAGACUAUCACGCCCUGUGUCUCGUCAGCAGGCGAUUCUGGGCGACCUUUGCCCCGCGAUUGUGGAGGGACCUCCUCAUCUCUGUGCGCCGGGCUGGCGUUGAUCCGAGCGAUGAUCUGGUCUGGUGGUUUGAUUUCGUCUUUGUGCGUCUGCACCAUGUGCGGGCAUCGACCCGCCAGCUCGUGAGGGUACUCGAUAUGCGUCAUUUUGCCCAAGAUGCACACGACUUUGCAUCGGACGAGACGGAGAGAACACUGGGACGCAGCUUGGAGAAGGCGUUGGAGGGGCUGCCCAAUGUCGAGACCGUCUUGCUGGAUGGCCACGAGACCCUCGAUCCCAGGCUUCUGCAAAGUGAUAGCCACAACGGUCGUCUCAAGGUGCUCAGUGUGGCUGACCUGCCGUUCAAGUUGAUCCCAUCCGGGUUGGCUUUUGAGACAUUCAAAAAUUUGGUCUAUCUUGACGUAUCUGGCAUUCCUGGACCGGUAGUUGUGCAGCAUGAGAGCAAUUUCCUGCAGCGUGCUCACCAGCCACACCUACGCAUACUCAAGGUCCGUGGACGCGAAGUCGACAAUGCCGCGCUCACAAUACUCCUCCGUGGCUUUGGAAGACAGCUGUGGAGUUUGGACGUGGGCGACAAUCGCAUCACUGACGACGCCGUUGAAGAUGCACUUUGUGCACAUAUUCCAACAGGGUCAUUGCGGGCAUCCGCCUCCUCGCGUGCUGACGCAGAGGGCAGAGUGGCGCCACACGCGGCGUACUCAUCCACGUACGACACGAAUCUGAACGCUGGCGCCGAUGGCUAUGGUGCCUUCUACACAAUCGAGGAAUCUCACAAUAGUGUCGAUUUCAGUCAUCCCGAGAGAUACUUUGGUGAUGCGCCAACAUAUCCACCCCCAGCGCAGGGCUCACACGACCAUGGCGAAGCCCCUCCAGUCUACUCGCAAACCGUCGAUGCACUGGGAGAUACGUCCGCCCUCCAGAGGGCUGAUGGGCUACAAGUGCCCAAGCUAGACAACGCCGAUGGGGCCAGUGCCAUUCUCCAGCAAGACGCAAACACCAUUGAGAACUAUCUCGGUAGCCAAGGACUUACCCACGUGAGCCUCUCCAACACAGGCGUGACAGGCCCCGGUGUUGAGAGGUUGGUGCGCCUCGCCCAGGGCCACAUUGAAUACCUUGCACAUGACUCGAUGCCGCUGCUCCGGCGGCGGAUCGAUAGCUCGCGGCUCUGGCCUAGCGGCGGCUCUUUGCGAGGUAUCCUAGGUGGAGCCUACGUAUUCCGACCUGUUUUCUCAUCCAACCUUCGUUCUCUCAGGAUUCACCAUUCACUUGUCACUCAUAUUCCAGACCUGCAACAUGAGAAUUUUUCCGCGCGCGCCAGUAUAUACCUGGUGGAGAAUCUGAUUCUGCCGCGUAUCGACACACUCUUCCCCCAGGCCUUUGUCCCAGACAUGAAUCCUCGACUUACAUCAAUGACCUUGACCUGCGUACCGCGAAGAUCGUCGGGGCCCCUGGUGGAGAGACUAGUGGCUUUCAUCAAACUGCUAUCUAUCCAGGAGCGCAACAUUCAGGACACGGCUGUGUGUUGCUCGUCGUCACUACGUGGACCGGGAAUGCUCAAGGGUCUGCGACAUCUCAGACUAGAGUUUGCGCCAGAUCCCAUGGAGGAAGAUGUGUCGUUAGAGGAAGACGACGAGGGCUUCAGUUUCUUUGACAAUACAUGGGCGACGGCCGGCACUGAGAGGUCGGGGUCUGGAUAUGUGCAUUCCAGUGCGGAUAGGAGUGACUCUGGCGAUUCGGUCCGAAAUGACGAAGACCGUAUUAUCCAUGAGUGGGACUGGCAUCCCCAGUCAUCGGCUGGCUCCAAGAGGCACACCCUGAGCUUCAAAGACAAAGUGUGGAUUGGCAAAAAGCCGUCGGGACUUGGUGAAGCCAUCGACACGUACCGGAGGUUGGUCUUGGAGCGUGGUCUCAGAGAAGGCCUCGGGCCAGCAACGCCGGGCCAAAUCAAGACUGGUGUACCUGCGGGCGCUCUGGUCUUCCAUACAGCGUGGACUCUGGCCGUCAUGCCACCCAGUCUACCAGCACCACCGGUAGCUGCCCUGGCUGGUCAGCAGGACGUGCUAUCGGCGCUGAAGCGGUAUCGCCUCGACGGACGGCGCAGGUACGCCGACGCGAGACAGCGGGACGGGGCCGUGGUCAGGUUGGGGGCGCCGCAUUUCUUCUGGACGGGACAGCUCGAGGUAUCGACCUUUGACCCGGCACUGCACUCUCGCCCGCGGUGGCAUGAUGGCACCAAGUAGGUUGUGUGAUGCACCUCGGUGAUUCAUAUGACCGCAAUGGCAGCUGGCAGGCCACGCAAUCGUACUAUGAGCGAGUAUUCGCCUAUGAUCUGAGAAAACACGCUCAUUUUCCCGCCAAUCCUCGAGUUGGCGAAUCUAACGUGGUCUCCAGCGUGCAGGCCCCCGCCUCGGCAGAUGUGCCUCCGGGGUCCCCACAUUCUAC